This is a messenger RNA of Arabidopsis arenosa, 2439 nucleotides long. Lineage: Eukaryota; Viridiplantae; Streptophyta; Magnoliopsida; Brassicales; Brassicaceae. The record is from the annotation of a GenBank genome assembly.
AUCGAUUGUUUUCUCUCUCGCCGGCGCGUCAUUGUCAUACGUCGUCCGAGUCUGAUUGUUAUGUUUAGGUUUUAACUAUGGAAGCUCGUCGUGGAGUCUAAUUCAUUAUUGAGUUCGAGGAUUGGUGGUCUUUUGUACUCUGCUUAAAGAGUUGUAUCAUUUCAACAUCUGGUCUUACCUGUCCUAAAGGUGGGAAGAAACUAUCUUGUGCAGCCAUCUUCGACUGUUUGUCGCUAAGGCUGUGAUUUUUUUGUCUGACUUGAUCUCCACACUCAUGUCACGUAAGCUUGACAGUCCUGUUCAGACACAAAUGGCAGUGGCAUUAGUGAAGAGCCCCCUGAAUGGGGAAUUUCGUGAAUUUAACAAGGUAGGAAUGAAGUCACCUGUGGGUCGUAGGAGGGUUUUUGUUCAAACGGAGACUGGUUGUGUACUGGGGUUGGAGUUGGAUCGUAGUGAUAACGCGCACACUGUGAAAAGGAAGUUGCAGGUUGCUCUUAAUUUCCCCAUUGAGGAAAGCUCGUUGACCUUUGGGGAUUUGGUGCUUAAAAAUGAUCUUACAGCUGUUAGAAGUGAUGCUCCUCUUCUUCUAACUCGGAACAACUUUCAUAGGAGUUCAUCGACUCCAUGUCUUUCCCCAAUGAGGGCUGACCUUCAGCAGCGUAGAGAUGAGAGCAGUCCUAUAGAAAUUCUUGGGAACUCUGUUUCUUUCUCUUUUGUGAGGCAAAUGGCGAAGGAUAUUACAAAAGCAGUGAAGAAGGGCAUUGAUCCAGUUGCUGUUCAUAGUGGGCUUGGAGGGGCCUAUUACUUUAAGAACAGCCGCGGUGAGAGUGUUGCAAUUGUUAAACCAACUGAUGAGGAGCCUUUUGCUCCUAAUAACCCGAAAGGUUUUGUUGGUAAGGCUCUUGGACAACCUGGGUUGAAGCGUUCUGUGCGGGUUGGGGAAACAGGCUACAGAGAAGUUGCGGCUUAUCUUCUCGACAAGGAGCAUUUUGCAAAUGUUCCUCCCACUGCUCUUGUGAAGAUCACUCACUCUAUCUUUAAUGUCAAUGAUGGAGUGAAGGCAAGCAAGCCUAUGGAGAAGAUGUUGGUGAGCAAGAUUGCUUCCUUGCAGCAGUUCAUACCUCAUGAUUAUGAUGCUAGCGAGCACGGAACAUCCAAUUUCCCUGUUUCAGCUGUACACCGUAUAGGGAUUCUUGACAUCAGAAUCUUAAAUACAGACAGGCACUCAGGGAACCUUUUGGUUAGGAAACUGGAUGGUGAUGGAAUGUUUGGCCAGGUGGAGCUAGUUCCGAUCGACCAUGGUCUUUGCUUGCCUGAAACUCUAGAGGACCCUUACUUUGAGUGGAUUCAUUGGCCACAGGCAUCGAUCCCAUUCUCUGAAGAUGAGCUGAAGUACAUAGCGAAUCUGGAUCCUUUUGGAGAUUCUGAGAUGCUGCGGAGGGAACUUCCAAUGGUACGAGAGGCCAGUCUCCGUGUUCUAGUUCUCUGCACAAUUUUUCUCAAGGAAGCUGCUGCUAAUGGCCUAUGUUUGGCUGAAAUUGGUGAGAUGAUGACUAGAGAGGUUCGUCCUGGAGACGAGGAGCCGAGUGAGAUUGAAGUGGUUUGUCUUGAGGCUAUGAGUUUGAUAGGAGAGAAGGACGCUGAGUCCCCAAGAUCAGACUUGGGAAGUGAUGUUGAAUUCCAGUUCGAUAUAGAUUGUGAGGAAGCAACUGAUUGUACAAAAAAACUAGCAUUCCCACUCGGACUCACUUUUGGAAAUGCUCGUAGUCAGUUGUCAAAGGUGGAAGAAACAAUAGAGGAGACAGAAGAAGAAGAAGAAGACAAAGAGGAGGAAGAGAAUGACAGAGCUGAUCUAGAGAAAAUGCCGACAAUUACCAAGCUUUCAAUGUCUCUCAAAAGCACUCUUCUUGGUGAGAAGAGCCAGAAGUAUCAGAAACACCCAGGAGCAAGAGUGGAGAGCGCAUAUGCAUCAUCUGCGCACAGGAGUGCAGACGAACAGAUCCCAUCAAGCACAAGCUUUGUGAAGCUGUCCGAUAUGAGUGAAGAGGAGUGGACGAUUUUCCUGGAGAAAUAUCAAGAGCUGCUUUAUCCGGCAAUUGAAAAGCGCAAGUCCAUAACUUUAGGACAGAAGCAGAGGCAGAGGCUGGGGACUUCUUGUCAGUUUUGAGAAGACUGAAGAAGAAGAAGAAGAAGAAGAAGAAGAAGAAUAAAAGGACUGUGUAAAGUCGUGUUUCUAAGGGCUUUGCUUAGACUGGAAUGGUGGAAACACGUAAAGGCGAAGAUAUGAGUGGGAUGGAUUUAGUGUAAAUAUUCGUUGGUUACUUUCAGCUUUUAGUGUGGAGGAGACUCGAGAGAUGAAGAGAAAUUAGUCAGUUGUUUCUGUUGUCAUUUUGUUUUAACUUCUUAAACUCUUUUGUUAUAUAAAUAACUUGUAGAUGU